CGCUCCAAUGCCACGCAGCCGCUCCUGAGGACACGCCAGCGAAGCCCUCCGCGUCCACGGGAACGCCAGCCCGGCAAGGCGCCGACCGACCGCCCGGACAUGCGCAUCUCCGUCGCCGCAGACGUCGGCCCUCAAGGUCAGCCAUGGACGGCAGAUGACUAUUCUGGCGUUGGCUGUAUGAUGAGUGGAGUAGCUGCGGGCAAGCAGCCGCCGUCACUAGCUGUGACAAAGCGGCAGAAGCUGGGUACUGGCAAUGUACCCCCCGCAGUCCACGGCCGUGCAAAUCCUGGCCUUCAGGUGCGACCACGACUCAGCAAUCAUCAGCGUAAUCUCAGCUUGGAUUUCCGGUCAAUGGGCAUUCUACUUCCACCUAUAUCACAGGUGACAGCAGCUACUACACUGACAAUGCAUCACCGCAAUAGGAGUCUUGACUCUGCAUUACAGAGGAUUCCUGAAGUCGAUGUAACGCCUAGUCCCGAAUGUGAACCGUCCGACGGGAGGCUGCCCAAAUCAGCUGUGCCUCCCGACGUACCCGUUGCAGGAGUUGCAGUAAGGGCCAGCCCAGUUACCGGUCGAGAUCGUGAAGAGAUUGCCAGCUUGGGCUCCGACGAUUCCGGCAUUCUUUGUGGUGGCGGUAGCAGUGACACGACGAGGGAAUCCAGUGUACACAGUAUAAGCCGCAGCCACGAGAGCCUUGAGUCAGGCUCUGGCCAGGAUCAUGUUGUCCAAGAACCGGAAGAUGUGCCGCAACUGAGUGACAGUGAAUCUUCUCCCCCAGUGUCUGUUGUGCAGGCUGCCCCACCCCCCUCGUCGCAGUCUUCAUUGACACUGUGUUGUGGUGGUGCUAAUACAGAACCUUCUGAGACUGAGAAGACUGCCAGGGAACUUUCACAAGGCAGCGGUGCAAAAGAUUUCUUAUUAAGGUUAUUUGAAAGCAAACUGUUUGAUAUGUCCAUGGCAAUCACAUAUCUCUUCAAAUCAAAAGAACCUGGAGUACAGAGUUACUUGGGGAACAAAAUAUUCAGUUUUCCAGACAAUGAAGUAGAUUUUUACUUGCCACAGUUGGUUAGCAUGUACAUACAGAUGCAUGAUGUUGCUGAAGUAAUACAUCCGUACCUUAUACACAGGUGUAGAAAGUCUGCUGACUUUUCUCUGAAGUGUGCCUGGCUCCUUGAUGCAUACAGUUCAGAUGCUCAUUUACCAUCGAAGAAAAAGUCCCAUGGAACAAAGUUGCGUAAUCAUAUUCUCUCAGAUGAAUUACGCCCUCGAGGUCAUCAACAGCAUAAACCAGACCAGCCUACUACAGUUCCUCCUCCACCUCCUCCGCCACUUCCUCUUCCAUUAUCAGUUGCUAAGAAGACACAUCAGCGAUCUCGAUCUGAUGCUACAGGACUCUUUCAGAGUUGCAAACGCAUGCUGUCUUCCGGUUCGACCAACAAAGUCUCUUUAGGUGACUUAGCAUCUGGACGUGCAUUUGACAAUGGCUGUACCUGUUUUGACACCUGUCAGGGGGUCGUUAAUGAUCUCAAAGGAAAGAAGACGGAUUGCACGUGCAAUGCUCCACGUCUGGCUCCUCAGUUGGAGUUCCUCAAGGCACUAAUAUCAAUAGGCAAACUUUUGAGCACAAUUCCAGUCAAAGAAGACAAGACUACAAGACUGCAGGCAGAGCUAUCUACAUUGAACUUGAAUCUGCCAGCUCGGGUAUGGCUGCCCAUUCAUAGUGAGGUACCUCACCACAUUGUUAGAAUACCACCCCAGACUUCUGCUGUCCUCAAUUCAAAAGACAAGGCUCCAUAUAUUAUAUAUGUGGAAGUACUGGAGGUGGAUGACAUACAUACAUCACCUGUGCCAGCAAAAAUAAUGAAUACUUUGCGACCUACAAAGUCUGAGGACAACCUUGUAGCAGAAGUACAGUGUGAAAGUUUGUCUUCAUGUGCUUUUAGCAUUUAUAGUAGUCCUGAUGAUGAUACAGCAGACUGCUGGUCACAGGAGGAUGAUGAAAUAUCCCAGCAGUAUAUGCAGCUACGGAAGCCAAUGGAUCGCGACACAAUAUCGCAGCUGAGCCAAGAAUCAAGUGAUUCGAGGGAGCCACCUGUGUUUAUAGCAGCUGGUGACAUUAGGAGGCGGCUUUCAGAGUCAUUGCAUGAUCAGAGGCGAGCAGCAUUCACACAUGAUCCUGAAGACCCAUCAGCAGCUGCUCUGAAGGAGCCCUGGGAGGAAAAAGAGAGGAGGUUGCGUGAAGCUUCACCAUAUGGGCAUUUCAGUACAUGGCGGUUGCUGUCUGUCAUUGUAAAGUGUGGUGAUGACCUUCGACAGGAACUUCUAGCUUCACAGCUCCUGUCCAUGUUAAAAAGGAUAUGGGAAGAAGAAAGAGUACCCCUUUGGGUGCGCCCAUAUAGGAUUCUGUGUUUGUCUAAUGACAGUGGGCUCAUAGAAACUAUACCAAACACAGUUUCAUUACAUCAGAUCAAAAAGCACUGUCAACUUUCACUUCUUGAGUAUUUUAUUCGAGAGUACGGACCUCAGAAUUCUGAAGCAUUCCUCACUGCUCGUCAGAAUUUUGUUGAGAGCUGUGCUGCUUACUGCCUCGUCUGCUACUUGAUACAAGUCAAAGACAGGCACAAUGGCAAUAUCCUCCUGAAUAACGAAGGUCGUCUUAUACACAUUGAUUUUGGCUUCAUGUUGUCAACUUCACCAAGAAACCUUGGGUUUGAGAUGUCCCCAUUUAAGCUCACUCAAGAGUUUGUGGAUGUGAUGGGAGAAGAAGACAUGUUUAAUUAUUUUAAGUUUUUGAUCCUGCAGGGUUUAGUAGCUGCAAGAAAGCAUAUGGAUAAAAUAGUCAGUCUUGUGGAGGUUAUGUGCUCAGAUUCCCAGCUACCAUGCUUGAAGUCUGGUGCAGUUACAGUACAAAACUUAAAGAAGCGCUUCCACAUGAGCAUGACAGAAGAGCAGCUACAAGUGCUUGUAAACAAUCUUGUUGAAUCAAGCAUCCAUUCUCUCAGCACUAAGCUGUAUGAUGGCUUCCAAUAUUUCACCAAUGGGAUCUUGUGAAGUGCUGUGUUUGUGUAAAGUAUUGUUCGCAAAAGUUAAUUGAAAUUCUUGUUGUUUGCUGUAAGACAUUUGUUCCUCGCAUGUGAAAAAGUUGAUUAUUAAAUUCAGUUUUAAAACGUU
Messenger RNA from Schistocerca piceifrons (Central American locust), 3171 nucleotides. It is a transcript of the gene fwd, whose product is annotated as phosphatidylinositol 4-kinase beta. Gene Ontology annotation, biological process: phosphatidylinositol phosphate biosynthetic process; phosphatidylinositol-mediated signaling. The record is from RefSeq and is a predicted model, not a curated record. Bases 100 to 3051 code for a protein of 983 amino acids. Gene Ontology annotation, cellular component: membrane; cytoplasm. NCBI's taxonomy places the organism in Eukaryota, Metazoa, Arthropoda, Insecta, Orthoptera, Acrididae. Gene Ontology annotation, molecular function: 1-phosphatidylinositol 4-kinase activity. The transcript has 12 exons.